Molecule: messenger RNA, 2278 nt
Organism: Poecilia latipinna (sailfin molly)
Lineage: Eukaryota; Metazoa; Chordata; Actinopteri; Cyprinodontiformes; Poeciliidae
Gene: foxa1
Product: forkhead box A1
Exons: 2
Coding region: 257-1492 (411 amino acids)
Biological process (GO): cell differentiation; regulation of transcription by RNA polymerase II; anatomical structure morphogenesis
Molecular function (GO): RNA polymerase II cis-regulatory region sequence-specific DNA binding; protein domain specific binding; DNA-binding transcription factor activity, RNA polymerase II-specific
Source: RefSeq, a predicted model, not a curated record
AAGAAAUGAGAAGUUGUGAGAGGAGGGAGGUGAUGAAGGCUGAACCUAUAGGAGAAGGAGGAUCACAGCAGUCCGCAGGUCACCAUCACCUCCUCCCUCUUCCUCCUCCUGCUCUUCUUUACUCCUCUCUCCGCUCCGCUCCGCUUGACUCGACUCGGCGCUUCUAUCCGGACCGGGAGGCUCACACUGAGGGAGCGGAACAGGUUCACCCGGAGCGGGAGCAGCAGGGUCCGUGUUCCGGCUGCGGGCUGCCGUCAUGCUGGGCACGGUGAAGAUGGAAGGCCACGAAGCUCCGGACUGGAGCGGAUACUACAGCGAAGAGGUGUACUCUCCAAUGGCAGGCACCGGGAUGGGUUCUGGUCUCGGAAUGGCGUCCAUGUCUGGCUACAUGUCGAGUGGUGGCACCACGUCAGGCUCCUUCAACAUGUCGUAUAGCGGUACCGGUCUCAGUCCGUCCCCUGUAGGAGGGAUGGGGGGCUCUGCUCAAGCGCCUAUGUCGAGCUUAGGUGGGGGUGUGGCUUCCAUGGGUGGGCCUCUGAGCCCGUCCAGUAUGAACUCGGUGUCGGCCCAGCAGGCUUCCUUGGGUCUGAACCCGUAUGGAAGCAUGAGUCCUAACAUGGGUUCCGGCAUGGCGUACGGUAGUGGUGGACUGAACCGAAGCCGUGACAACAAGACGUUCAGAAGGAGCUACCCUCACGCAAAACCCCCUUACUCCUACAUCUCACUCAUCACUAUGGCGAUCCAGCAGGCACCAAGUAAGAUGCUGACUCUGAGUGAGAUCUACCAGUGGAUCAUGGACCUGUUCCCCUACUAUCGGCAAAACCAGCAACGCUGGCAGAACUCCAUCCGCCACUCGCUGUCCUUCAAUGACUGCUUCGUCAAGGUUUCCCGUUCGCCCGACAAACCGGGAAAAGGUUCGUAUUGGACCCUACACCCAGACUCAGGCAACAUGUUUGAGAAUGGCUGUUACUUGCGACGUCAGAAGAGAUUUAAGUGCGAGAAGAAGACUCCAGGGAAACCAGAUGGGAGGAAGGAGCAUAUGGGAGCAGGGGGUGGCCGUUGUACCUCUCCUGCCGGAGAUUCUACCAAACCUGCCGGACUUCUGGACUCAUCUGUGGCCUCCUCCAGCCAGACGGGUUCCCCUGCCGGCCUGGAUCUGAGGGGAGGAGUUGGAGGUGUGUCUGACCUGAAGGUAUCCAGCUCUCAGUUACUGUCUUCCCUAUCACUUCCUCCGCACUCCAUGGCCCAUGAAACUCCUCUGCAUAUAAAAGGAGACCCCCACUACUCUUUCAACCACCCGUUUUCCAUCAACAACUUAAUGUCGUCCUCGGAGCAGCAGCACAAACUGGACCUGAAGGCCUAUGAGGCUCUGCAGUACUCUUCUUACAAUGGUGGGGGGGCAUCUGGUCUUGGGGGGAGGACCAUGGAGCCUCUUGAGGCCUCCUACUACCAGGGCAUGUACCCCAGACCGCUCCUGAACAGCUCAUCGUAGCCGCUGAAUGGCGCGCACUUCCUGUCUGGACUUGGACCUUCUGCAUGCAGCUGUCCUGGACUUCCUGUCUGAUAGUGUUGAUACUGACCUGUAAGCUAAAGAGAACUCCCCGCACUGUGACCAAACCUUGACACUGACAUAUGAAUCCUCAGCAAAUUAAAACUGACCCCAGGUCUGUGGUCUUCUUUCAUGCUUUUAAGAUACUUUCAGUUCUAAAAACAUCAAUGCAGGAUCUCAUUGGUCACAUUUAUGCCUCCAAAACAGGCCAAGAUCUGUGAGCUCAGGAUCUGGAGGAAUGUUGCUGUUGCGGAAUUUGGACUAUAGCACUGAUGGAUCGUUUCUGUUGCAUAAUUCCAAACAUUUUGACCUUUAGUGAAGUUGUUGUUGCUUGAAAUGCUUUAGUCUGGUUUGGGGCAUGCUGUUUGAUUCAAAACAUAACCUCUGGAUUGGUUACCUGCCAUGAGGACACCGGUAUCCUCAUGGACCCAUUGACUUGCAUGUAGGUGUUUCUGGAGUGACAUUUAAGGGGCACAAGACGAAAUCAGCAUUGGAAUGUUUGAUCUGGUUGAGGCUCCAUCGUUCCUCUCACUGUAGAAUCAUCCAAAUAGGUAAACUAUCUUUUCAUAAAUAAAAAUCAAUUUUUUUUCUUUUGUUAAACAGUCAAACUUUGCAGAACUUCUGAGAUAGAUUAUCAGACGUCUUCCUUGCUCCUUAAUUCAAGUGUUGGUGUAAGACUGACAGGUAUUAUGAUUUUCUUUAUGGACAACAUGAUGAUACAGAGUGCCA